AUGGAUCCUGAACUUGCUGACGCAGACUUUGCUGCCUACCAGCAGGUAAAAGGUGCAAUACCAGCAUCAGCGCAAAGGACCGGAGGAGAGUUGCCGCAUGCGGCCAAUGAACCGUUCCCGGAUUCCCACACAACGCGUCUCCGCCCUCUCCACGAACAGGUCCUUAGUCAGCUGCGUCAGGUCAAGGAUCCCGACAUAGGACGUGACAUUGUGGCACUUGGAUUUGUAAGAGAUCUGGAAAUAGGUGAGGAGGAGAGGGGAGGGAGAAAUGUCAAAUUUUGCCUAAGACUCACCACCCCUGCCUGCCCUUUCAAAAGGCAGAUUCAAGACGAAGCAAAGUCUUUGGUGAAGUGCUUACCGUGGGUUAAGGAGGUGGUGGUUGGCUUGGAUUCCAUGGCUCACAGCCGAGGUGCUUCAUCUGGACGACCCCCCAACCUCAGACGAGUAGGUUUCAUUGUAGGUAUCGCCUCCUGCAAGGGAGGCUCGGGCAAGAGCACCGUAGCCCUUUCUUUGGCAUUGAUGCUGAGGAAGAGUGGCGCCAAAGUGGGACUGCUGGACGCGGAUAUAUACGGGCCAAGCCUGCCUACCCUGCUUAACAAGGAGGAGGCCAGAGUGGUGUUUGGGGCGGAGGAAGAGAGUGAAUUCGAAGAAGAAACUAAAAGAUCGAACGAGAAAACGCCAUCAACUGUUUUCCGAGGCAGAAGGGGGGCCUCAGCAGUGAGGCGGGGACGCAUUGAGUACGAAGAAGGGCCUCCGACGGCCCCAGCAGGCACCGCUGAAGAGGUCACGAAGGCAGACGCUGGGAACAGAGAGGGUUUGAGCAUGAGAUUGAUCCCCAUUAAGGUUGCCGGGAUCAAAUGCAUGUCUUACGGAUUCAUAGCGAAAAAGAACGACCAGGGGUACUCGGCUUUAAGGGGCCCAUUUGUCAGCUCCGUCGUUGAUCAAUUGCUGACUGGGACGCAGUGGGGAUCUCUCGAUUAUCUGGUGGUAGAUCUUCCGCCUGGAACUGGGGACAUUCAUAUAACGCUCACUCAGCAGCAAGUUUCUCUUGAUGGCUGCGUGGUUGUCACGACAGCGCAGGCUCUAAGUUUGGUGGACGCAGAGAAGGGCAUUCGCAUGUUGAAAAGCCUGUGCAUUCCAACUCUGUCCGUUGUUUGCAACAUGGCCUACUUCGUUUGCAGCCACUGUGACGAACGCCAUGAGCUCUUCGGCCGCCCUGAAGCAACACAGGGGCUGGCCGAGCUCAGUAGCGCGCAUCAGCUGGUUCUGCUUCCAUUCGACGUCAGACUGAAUUCCACUACCUUUGCAGGGUCGCCACGCCCGGAUGCGCGGGACUCCUUUGUGGAUAGACUAGGCCCUGAAGACCCAGUGUGGAGUGCUCUCCGGUCUCUCGCAGAUAGAGUGGCUUGCGAGCUGUCUACCCUCCGGUAUGGCUCCCUGAAGCCCCAAAUGUCCGUCACUGCCAAUGGGUCUGCUGUCCUAGUGGCUCUCGUUCGUCCCGAAGGGGCUCUGCUAGGGGAGGGCGUUCCCAUUAUGGUGAAGGAGGCUUUUGAAGUGUCGGGGGACGUCUUGCGAUCCCGGUGCAGUUGCCUGGAAUGCAAAGAGCAGCAGAAAGGAAUGCUUUCCUCGAAGGAUUCUGAUGAGCAAGUGCAUAUUGCCGACGCACUAGAAACAGGUGAUGGUACGCUAAUCAUCAACUGGAAAGAUGAACACGUGUCUCAGUUUGCUGUGAGCGAUUUGUUGGACCUGUGUAGACAGUUGCGCCUGGCUGUUGACGAAGAAGGCGGAAAGUGCCUCGCUGACCCCCAACUUGAAUGGUAA
This is a messenger RNA of Eimeria acervulina, 1821 nucleotides long. Its product is annotated as MRP protein, putative. The coding region runs from base 1 to 1821 and encodes 606 amino acids. Gene Ontology annotation, biological process: iron-sulfur cluster assembly. Lineage: Eukaryota; Apicomplexa; Conoidasida; Eucoccidiorida; Eimeriidae. The transcript is spliced from 10 exons. Gene Ontology annotation, molecular function: ATP binding; ATP-dependent FeS chaperone activity; 4 iron, 4 sulfur cluster binding. The record is from RefSeq and is a predicted model, not a curated record.